Molecule: messenger RNA, 816 nt
Organism: Histoplasma mississippiense
Lineage: Eukaryota; Fungi; Ascomycota; Eurotiomycetes; Onygenales; Ajellomycetaceae
Exons: 5
Coding region: 1-816 (271 amino acids)
Biological process (GO): translational elongation
Cellular component (GO): eukaryotic translation elongation factor 1 complex; cytosol
Molecular function (GO): guanyl-nucleotide exchange factor activity; translation elongation factor activity
Source: RefSeq, a predicted model, not a curated record
AUGGGUUUCACUGAUUUCUCUUCGGAAUCUGGCCUUGCCACUGCCAAUCAAUUCUUUUCUACCCGAAGCUACGUGGAAGGCUAUGCCCCCACCCAAGCUGAUGUUGUCACAUUCAAGGCAUUCAAAAAUGCCCCUGACGCAGUCAAAUACCCUCAUGUCGCCCGUUGGUAUAAGCACAUUGCUUCGUACGAGUCGGAAUUCGCUGCCCUCAAGGGUGAUCCGUCCCGGUCGUACACUUCGUUUGGCCCCAGCUCUGCUGAUAUCCCAGUGAUCGGCAAGAAAGCCGCGGCGGAUGACGAUGACGAUGAUGACAUGGACCUUUUCGGCAGCGAUGAUGACGAAGAUGCAGAGCUCAUUGCUCAAAGAGAAAAGAAUCUCGCGGAGUAUAGGAAACGGCCUUCGAAGCAGAAGAUCGCCAAAUCCUUUGUUACGCUCGAGAUCAAACCCGCCAGCAGUAGAACCCCCAUGACAAAAUUACGGGACGAAAUCAAAAGGUUCCUCCUAAAAGCUGGGCCUCCUCAAAAUGAUGGACUGUCUCUGGACGAAGAUAAACGUGAGGCCAGACCUGGCAUUGUAUAUAGCGCUGAUAAAAUGAAGGACAUUGGCUAUGGUAUCAAGAAACUCCAGGUACUCUUCACCGUUGAGGAUGAAAAGAUCUCUGUCAGUGAUAUCCAAGAAGACAUCGAGAAGUAUUUCGGCGACGAUGAAGAAGGCGUUUUCAGAGAACCAGCAAUUGUCGACGAGGAGGGAGAAGUCGUCGAAGAGGAAGAAGGCUGGGUUCAAUCAACUGAUCUUGUCGAAAUGCAAAAACUCUAA